Molecule: messenger RNA, 3045 nt
Organism: Cutaneotrichosporon cavernicola
Lineage: Eukaryota; Fungi; Basidiomycota; Tremellomycetes; Trichosporonales; Trichosporonaceae
Gene: RAD16
Exons: 15
Coding region: 1-3045 (1014 amino acids)
Biological process (GO): nucleotide-excision repair
Cellular component (GO): nucleus
Molecular function (GO): ATP binding; ATP-dependent chromatin remodeler activity
Source: RefSeq, a predicted model, not a curated record
AUGAGCACUCUACGCCGCUCGGCGCGCUCCCGCGGCCUCGUGACGCCCGCCACUAACGACUCGGUGUCCCCAGAAGUCAAGGCGGAGCAAGGGCUGCCGACGCCCGAGAGUAUCGACAUGGAUGACUCGCCAAGCCGCACACGCAAGCGCGAUCCAUCGCCUGUGCGCCCCGCUAAGCGCCAGAUGCUUGAAGCCAUUGUCAUGCCUGGACGCCGCUCCAAGCUCAGCACCGAGAAGACGACGAGCGCCGACAACCUCACGCUUGGCACGCCCAUCAAAACAGAGGUCAAGAGCGAGUUGAAAGGCGAGAUGGACGGCGACACAACCGAGUCCGACCCCGAUCGACCUACGAAGAACGAUUCGAGUGAUGAGGAGAUGCCCCUCGCCGCUCGCCGCAAACCCAGAGCAGUUGCGACACGCCCCGGUGCAUUGAAGCAUGCGUCGAAUCGGAAAGUCAUUUCUAUCUCGUCGAGCUCUGAGGACGAGGGCAUGGACUACGCGUUAAACUCUGACGACGAGGCCAAGCAGCUGCAGCGUGCCAUUGCUGCGUCCCAGGCCGAGAAUGGACGCACCAAGAGGGCGACGACCUCGCGCUCGCGUAGUACGAGCUCCGCCUCGACUGCCAAGUCUACACCCAAGCGUGCGGGGAAUAGUGUGACGCCUCACCGCUCGGCCAUCGCCCGUGCCGCCCAGCUCCGUAUGCGCGCUUCGCGCGGCCAGUCGUCCACAUCAGGCUCUACUCUCCCUACGCCCUUGGACAGUUCCGCUUCACCAGAGUACAUCCCCGCGGACGACGACGAGUUUGAAGGCUCAGCCUCCGACUCGGCCCUCACUGCGCUAUCGGGCGAUGAGUCAGACGAGGCGUUGUCUGAGGAGGAGACCAAGAAGCCCCCGAAGAAGAAACUCAGGAAGACAAGGGCCCGUCGCUUGGACGGUCGCACCGUGGCGGACGAGUUACCUCCGCAGUGGAAGUACAAGUCGGUGGCGGAGCGCGACGACGAGCUUGACCGAAUCAAGGAGGAGAAGGCUUUAAUCAAGGACAAGGAGGGCACGAUGUCACUGCGUCUUGGACGAAAGCUCACGCAGGGCGAGAAGAACGGGAUUCGUCUGGGUCUGCAUCACCCGGAGCUCGUCGACGCCUGGGGUGACCUCGAGGCGAACAUCGAACCCGUCAAGCCUGUUCCUAUGGAAGCGGACCCGUCGCUCAAGCUCACGCUCCUUCCGUUCCAGAAGGAGAGCCUGUACUGGAUGAAGAAGCAGGAGGAGGGUGUGUGGCGCGGUGGCAUGCUCGCGGAUGAGAUGGGCAUGGGUAAGACUAUCCAGACCAUUGCGCUGCUCCUCUCCGAGCCGCGACACAAGCCGUCGCUCGUCGUUGCGCCCGUCGUCGCACUCAUGCAGUGGAAGAACGAGAUCGAGACGCACGCUGAGGGCUUCAAGGUCUGCCUGUGGCACGGUGCUGGCCGCAUGAAGGCUGAUGACCUCAAGAAGUACGACGUCGUUCUCGUGUCGUACGGAACGCUCGAGACGUCGUUCCGCCGCCAGCAGAACGGGUUCAAGCGAGGCAACCUGAUCGUCAAGGAAAAGUCUCCGAUGCACACGUUCGAAUGGUACCGUGUCGUGCUCGAUGAAGCCCAUAACAUCAAAGAGCGCUCCACCAACGCCGCCAAGGCUGCAUUCGCCCUUCAGGCCAAGUACCGCUGGUGCCUGUCCGGCACACCCCUCCAGAACCGUGUCGGCGAGCUGUACUCGCUAGUCCGCUUCCUCGGAGCCGACCCCUUCAGCUUCUAUUUCUGCAAGAAGUGCGACUGCAAGUCCCUGCACUGGGCAUUCAAGGACCGCCGCCACUGCAACGACUGCGGUCACAAGCCGAUGGAUCACGUCUCGCUGUGGAACUCUGAGAUUCUCACUCCCAUCGCUCGUUACGGCAUUGAGGAGGGCGGUCCAGGCAAGGUGGCUUUCAAGAAGCUCAAGAUCCUGCUUGACCGCAUGAUGCUUCGGCGUACCAAGCUGGAGCGUGCCGAUGACCUCGGGCUUCCUCCGCGUACCAUUGUUGUCCGCCGCGACUACUUCUCUCCCCAGGAGAAGGAGCUGUACAUGAGCCUCUUCACCAACGCCCAACGCCAGUUUGACACAUACGUCACGUCUGGUACCGUGCUGAACAACUAUUCGAACAUCUUCUCUCUCAUUACUCGGAUGCGCCAAAUGGCUUGCCACCCUGAUCUUGUGCUACGAUCUAAGACCAGCACCUUGGGCCAGGCGUCCCAGGAAGGUACUGUGUGCCGUAUCUGCAACGACACUGGCGAGGACGCGAUUGUGUCGGCCUGCCACCACGUGUUUGACCGCGAGUGCAUCCGCCAGUACUUGGAGGUGCAGCAGUUGCGGGGACACAGCCCCGAGUGCCCGGUGUGCCAUAUCGAGAUCUCGAUCGACCUCGAGCAAGAAGCAAUCGAGAUCGACGACUCGUCCAGGAAGGCUCGCCAGGGCAUCCUUUCGCGCCUUGACCUGACCAACUGGCGUUCGUCGUCAAAGCUGGAGGCGCUUGUCGAGGAGCUCGAGAAGCUGCGUAACGAGGACUGCACGGUCAAGUCGCUGGUCUUCUCGCAGUUUGUUUCGUUCCUAGACCUUAUCGCUUUCCGCCUCCAGCGCGCAGGGUUCAAUAUUUGUCGCCUUGAGGGUGGCAUGACUCCCCAACAGCGUGAUGCGACCAUUCAACAUUUCAUGAAGAACACGAGCGUCACCGUCUUCCUCAUCUCGCUCAAGGCCGGAGGCGUUGCACUUAAUCUCACCGAGGCAAGCAUGGUCUUCAUGAUGGACUCGUGGUGGAACCCCUCGGUUGAGUACCAGGCCAUGGACCGCAUCCAUCGCCUGGGCCAGAAACGUCCUGUCAAGGUGGUCAAACUGGUUGUCGAGGACUCGAUCGAGGACCAGAUCGUCCAGCUGCAGGCCAAGAAGCUCGCCAUGACGGACGCCGCUCUCAGCCGCGACCCUGACACAGCACUUGGCAAGCUCACGGUCGACGACCUCGGGUUCCUCUUCAAGCUGUAA